Molecule: messenger RNA, 540 nt
Organism: Prorocentrum cordatum
Lineage: Eukaryota; Dinophyceae; Prorocentrales; Prorocentraceae
Source: the annotation of a GenBank genome assembly
AUGAGCGGGGGCCGGGCCAUGGCCCCAGGCGCGGGCGCAACCUUGGCGGUGAGCGCCGCGGUCGGUGCCCCCGCGGCCCGGGCGGCCCUGCGGCUGGCGGGUGGCUUGCUGGCGGCGGUGGUGGCGGCCUCCACCACCUGCCCAGCCUUCGCGUGCCACCAGCCCGCCUGGGCGCCCACGCCGCCGCACCCGCCGCCGCCGCCUCCAGCCUUGGGCGCGGAGGCCGCGGCGGCCGCGGUGGUGGAGGGGCUCGCGCCGCGGCUGGCCAACGCCCCCCCGGCACCUGCCACCUGCCCUUCGGCGGAGGCAGUGGCGCUGCUGGAGCGGCCGCCGCCCGCGGGCCCUGCUGGCGCCCCCGGGGCGGAGCCGCCCUCCGAGGCCGGCCCGGCCCUGACGCCAGAGACCUCUCCAGGCGUGGUGCUGGCGUGGGGGCUCGCCGUGAGUGAGCUCGCAUCCUGGUGGGCUGCUGCUGCGCUGCGACCGCCCGUCGCCAUGCUGGUCGGACAGUCCUGCGGGCGGACGGCGCAAGCGCCGAGGUAG